This is a messenger RNA of Sorghum bicolor (sorghum), 1526 nucleotides long. RefSeq names its product protein STRICTOSIDINE SYNTHASE-LIKE 10. Gene Ontology annotation, biological process: biosynthetic process. The transcript has 2 exons. The coding region runs from base 142 to 1314 and encodes 390 amino acids. NCBI's taxonomy places the organism in Eukaryota, Viridiplantae, Streptophyta, Magnoliopsida, Poales, Poaceae. The record is from RefSeq and is a predicted model, not a curated record. Gene Ontology annotation, molecular function: strictosidine synthase activity.
CGGCAAGUUCCAGGGAGUCAGGGACUGCAUGCUCCAUCUGUGCUCACCCUACAAGCAAGCAAGCAAGCAACCAGUCCGGCCGGCCUGCGCCGCACACACAGUGCAAGCUUUACUCCGCUGCUAGCUCCUCAUCCUCUCGCUAUGAUGCGCGCCCGCGGGGAGGUGGCGCUGGCCGUGCUGCUGCUGGCGGCGGCGGCGCUCAUGCUGUCGUCGCUGGACUCGCGCAGCGACGUCAGGCUCCUGGAGAUCGGGGACGCCGACGCCGAGCUGCUGCUCCUGCCGCUGCUGGACGGCGCCGUGGGUCCCGAGAGCCUCGUGUUCGCCGACGAUGACGACGGGGACGGCGGCCCGUUCACGGGCGUGUCGGACGGCCGCGUCCUCAGGUGGGUGCCCGCCGAGCGCCGGUGGGCCGAGCACUCCUCCUCCGCCGCGCCCGAGGACCUGCUGGACAGCUGCAGAGGCUCCCAGGACCCGGGCCGUGAGCACGAGUGCGGCCGCCCACUGGGCCUCAAGUUCAACCACGCCACCGGGGAGCUCUACGUGGCGGACGCCUACCACGGCCUCCGCGUCGUCUCGCCGGACGACGGCAAGGUGUCGAGGCCGGUGGCGCCGCAGUGGUGGCGGCAGGGCACCGGCCGCCCCUUCAGCUUCGCCAACGGCGUCGAGCUCGACCCGGAAACCGGCGCCGUCUACUUCACCGAGACGAGCACGAGGUUCCAGCGGAGGGAGUUCCUGAGCAUCGUCAUCUCCGGCGACACCACGGGGAGGCUGCUGCGGUACGACCCGAAGAGCGGGGAGGUGGAGGUGCUGGUCGACGGCCUGGCGUUCCCCAACGGCCUCGCGAUGAGCAGGGACGGCACGCACCUGCUCCUCGCGGAGACCACCACGGGGAGGAUCCUCCGGUACUGGCUCCGGCCGCCGGCGGCGAAGGCGGCGGGGGCGAUGGAAGAGGUGGCGCGGCUGCCGUGGUUCCCGGACAACAUCAGGAUGAGCCCCCGGGGAGGCUUCUGGGUGGGGAUCCACGCCAAGAGGGGCAAGAUUGCCGAGUGGUGCAUCUCCUACCCGUGGCUCCGGCGGGUCGUGCUGUCGCUGCCGCCGCGCCAUGUCCAGCGCGCCUCGUGGCUGCUGAACCGGCUUGGGCGGCAGGUGAUCGCGGUGAGGUUGAGUGAGGAGGACGGGAAGGUGAUGGAGAUGAUCAGCGUUCAUGGGGAUCUUCAGAAGGUGUUCAGGUCGGUCAGUGAAGUGGAGGAGAGGAAUGGCAGCCUCUGGAUUGGCUCUGUCAUGUCGCCGUUUCUUGGAGUGUACAAGUUGUAGUAGAAGCAUUUACAUGGUGUUGUGUUAUACGCUUAAAUUUGGGUUGAGUAUAUGUUACUAGUAGCUUAUUACAGUGAAGGAAAACAUAGAUCAUAUCACAUAUCUCUCUCUCUAUAUGUGUGUGUAUAGAUGCUAUUAAAGUGAUUUUCUAGAAUAAAUUCUACGUAGGAUGUAAUUUUGUACAAGUGAAUAAGGAGAAGUUAAUUAAUAAA